Cucumis sativus (cucumber) is the source of this 2213-nucleotide messenger RNA. RefSeq names its product kinesin-like protein KIN-10B. The transcript has 12 exons. Gene Ontology annotation, molecular function: microtubule motor activity; ATP binding; microtubule binding. Gene Ontology annotation, biological process: mitotic spindle organization; microtubule-based movement. Bases 143 to 2011 code for a protein of 622 amino acids. The record is from RefSeq and is a predicted model, not a curated record. NCBI's taxonomy places the organism in Eukaryota, Viridiplantae, Streptophyta, Magnoliopsida, Cucurbitales, Cucurbitaceae.
AAGUUCAAAUUAAGAAGCGGAACUCUGCCACCAACGGUCUUGAUUUUCAAAAUUACAUCUCUCCUUCCUCUCUUCCUCUCUUCCUCUCUUCCCUUCACUUGAUCUCUCGCCACUGCUUACGCGAACAAUCUUCCACAUUUCAAUGGCUUCCGAAAUUCUUGCACCUGCUGCAUCAACAAAUCACUCUGCAAUCUCAAAGGUCAGAGUGGUCGCAAGGGUUCGUCCAUUUCUCCCCUUAGAAGGUUCAGUAAAAAGUUAUAGGGUUCCAGUUUCAUGCAUUUCUGUCUUGGAUCAAGCCCAAAUCUCCCAAGAGGAGGUCACCGUUCAUCUAAAAGAUCCGGAAACCAGUCGAAACGAGUGCUAUCAAUUGGACUCGUUUUAUGGCCAAGAAGAUCAUACGGUGAGGCAGAUAUUCGAUAAAGAAGUUAAUCCUUUGAUUCCUGGACUCUUCCAUGGAUGCAACGGAACUGUGUUUGCUUAUGGGGCUACUGGCAGUGGAAAGACUUACACAAUGCAGGGUACUGAAGAGGAACCAGGUCUCAUGCCGCUAGCCAUGUCUAGAAUUUUAUCACUUUGUGAGGAAACUGGGUGUAGAGCAGAGAUUUCAUACUAUGAAGUUUAUUUGGAAAGGUGUCACGAUCUUCUGGAGCCCAAAGCUAAAGAAAUUGUAAUUCUGGAUGAUAAAGAAGGACAAAUUCAUCUUAGGGGAUUGUCUAAGGUUGCUGUAAAUUCCAUGUCUGAAUUCCGGGAGACAUUGGCUAUAGGAUUUCAGAGGCGGAAAGUUGCUGAUACUGAUCUUAACGAUGUUUCGAGUAGAAGUCAUGGGGUUCUUGUAAUUGCAGUUUCAUCGCCGGUUUGUGCUGAUUCUGGGGCUUCUGUCACAGGGAAGCUCAAUCUCAUAGACUUGGCAGGUAAUGAAGAUAACAGGAGGACUGGCAAUGAAGGGAUUCGCCUUCAAGAGAGUGCGAAAAUCAACCAGUCUUUAUUUGCACUUUCCAAUGUGAUAUAUGCAUUAAACAAAAACCUUGCUCGAAUUCCUUACAGAGAAAGCAAAUUGACCCGCAUAUUGCAGGAUUCGCUUGGUGGAACAAGCCGUGCUUUGAUGAUAGCUUGCCUGAAUCCCGGCGCAUAUCAGGAGGCUGUGCAUACAGUCAGCUUGGCAGCUCGAUCGCGUCAAAUUUCAAAUUUUGUUUUGCCGGUCCAUAAACACGGAACUCCACAGGCUAAAGUUGACAUGCAAUCGAAGCUGCAAACUUGGCUUGAGUCAAAAGGCAAGACCAAGAGUGCACAAAGAAUUGGAGGGUUUGGUUCUCCAUUUUCUAGUAAAACUCCUUGUUCUACUGCUUCAAAAUUGAGAAAACCUCUCUUCAACAGUUCUGCCAAAGUUAAGAAAACUGCUGACCAGAGUGCUUGGAAACAAGAAAAAGAAAGGAGUGUAACCGUGGCUUUCGGAAACUUGGUUGAAAAGGAAGAUGUAGUUAAUUCUAUCACAACCAAAGAUCACGAUGCAGUAGUCAAGGUGAAAUUUAAUAGUCCAAGAAAGGCUCUAUCACCACUCCACAAUAACGGAAUCCAAAAGCCUAUGCUGGAAGUUUCGCUUACUGACCAUUUACUAACAGCAAAUACUCCAAAAACACCGCUCCCUGCAAAUGGAGAACUCAAAUCUUUUGGGACCCCACUGGAUAAGUUUGGUGCCCAAGUAUCAACCCUGAAGAGUUGCGUUGCACAAGAAUAUGUGGAUUUCUUGAAUACAGCAAGCAGAGAGGAACUAGUAGAAUUGAAGGGCAUCGGAGUGAAAAUGGCUGAGUACAUUCUUGAUCUCAGAGAAACUAGUCCAUUGAAAUCGCUCACUGACUUGAAGAAACUAGGACUCUCAUACAAGCAGAUUCACAACUUAUUCAGCAAAGCUGCAAGAGGGAUGUUUGAUAGAACAGAAGAUUUACCAGAAACAACAUUAUCCACCAAUGAUGAAGAAAGAAGAUGUAAUAAUGUAUUGGGAAGCGUGCCAUAGCAACAUCCUCCAAGUUGCUGUAUGUUUAAUAUUUGUACUGAGUAGAGAAAAUUGUCUAUGUGUGAUUUAGGAUUGCCGACUGCCGUGAUGGGCUUCCUUGAUGUUCUAAGCCCCGUCUCUCUGUAUUAUUUAAUAUCCAUUUGUAACUAAUGUGAACUUAUGGCUGAUCAAUUUAAUUCAUGCUGAAAGUUGUUUCCAUGUA